AUGUCGAACGGUCUGUCCUAUCCUGGACUCAAAUGUGUUCUGGAGUUUUUGGAAGCGAACAAAAGAAUCCACGUCUCUUCCCGAUGCCGACGUCUGAAAAACAUUGAGCGGUGUGUACCACUAUACUUGAAGACACUCCACUUUCGACCAAACGUUGUGAAGCUGAACGAAAUAGCGUAUGAAAUUGUAGAAAGAGAAGAGGAAAUAUCAAACCAUCCUGAUAUUGAAUUAAAUUAUGGUGAUAUUUUGUUAGGACCAGAUAGUCCUCUUUAUUCUCGAAUGUAUCCAUACAUUGAGUUUUCGAACGAAGCAAACACUUUUGUAGAGAGACGUGUGGAGGAAAACAAUAUGGAUGAAAUAAAAGACUAUGUGGUGCUCAGGAAAGUAAUUGAGGGAUUAAUGGGAGGAAGGAAGAGCAUUCGAGUAGAUCAACUGGAAUUUGAACAGUGUCACUCAACGAUUAUCCGUCUUCCAUCGAAUUUAAAAGUCCGAAUCAACAAGUUGGAUAGUGGGGAUGUCAAUCCGGAGUACCUUCUUCCUCUGAUAGAUUCUUCUAGUUUUCCGUUGAAAGAGCUCAGACUAAUAUUUCCGGAAACAUUAGAUCAGUCUAUUGUUCAAUCGGCAAAGAAAUUGGUCAUUUUGGUAACCGAAGAAUAUUCUCGCGAAUAUUUGAAUGAUAUUUUCAAGCUUCCCAAUAGAAGUGUGAUCACUGAAUUUACAUCACUGAAUGAGGAUACUUAUAGCAAUAUAAUUGAUUUCUGGUUGAAUAACAAACAAGUGACUGGAAAAUGUUUCAUUAUAAACGGAAAUAAGCCAAGAAUGACAGAAGCAGCAAUUGACUUGAUGAAGAAAUAUAAUGGAAAAAUGGUCAAGUGGAAUGGAACAGAGUUCAGAUCGAACUCUAACACCAACUACAUCUCAAUUCCGUUGAAUGAUGACUUUGUUAUUGGAAUUUAUGCAAUUUCUCAUGAGAGUUGGAAUCAUCAAAUUGUGAUGAAGCCAAUGCGAAUUGAUUCAUUCAUCCCAGCGGAAGAUUUCUCUGAAGUCAAAACACUUCUAGAAAUGAAGGCGCCGAAAAAUCCCAGACUCAUCGAGGAGUUAGCUUUCUGUGUUGUUGUUUUGAUUUCGCUUGUUAUCGUUUUGUUUAUCCCUGUUUCAUGUCUUCUCAUUAUUUUAAAAUUUGCCCCAAGCUCUACCCAAAACUGA
Molecule: messenger RNA, 1206 nt
Organism: Caenorhabditis remanei
Lineage: Eukaryota; Metazoa; Nematoda; Chromadorea; Rhabditida; Rhabditidae
Exons: 3
Coding region: 1-1206 (401 amino acids)
Source: RefSeq, a predicted model, not a curated record